AUGGAGAAAAAGUCUAGACAUAGGAACAAGGAUUUGAAAGAUGCAAUAGGUUGCAAGAUUGAAAGUGAUUCUGACUUACCUUCGGAGAGCCAGAUCCCUAUCAAGCUAGUGGGCGGGAACAAAAGGCAAAAGAAACGAACUGGCACCUCAAAAAAGUCGAAGGCUGCGAAAAGGUUAGAAAGGGAUGACUGGAAUUUGGAGUCAGCUGCAAUCUCCCGACCUCAGUUACUUUCGUCUGAUGAAGAGAGAGAAAACAAAAGAGAAAGAGUAAUGCCAGAUGAAAGUACAUUCAGCUUCAAUAAAUUUUCGCCUCUACCACCGAUUUCAUCUGACGCUAUCUCAGUUCGCGCUUCGACUUUCAUGAACAUCACAAGAAAGGAUUCGAUUGGUGGAAGGACCAAACUCCCGCCCAUUAAGAGACAGCCAAUGGACGAAAAGCCGGACUCAAACAGAAAGAAGAACCAGCCAUCUGGCCGUAAAAAGGAGAAGAAUUUUAUCACCUUCGAGCUCUUGCAUGAAAGGGAGGUAAAAAGUAAGGAGAGGCUGGAAAGGCAUGCUCAAAGGAGAAGAGAGACACUGGAUGGAUGGGAAAGAGAACGAGCUGCAAAAAUUGAAAAACAUCUUCACAAGCUGGAUUUGGCUGAGAGGAAUAAGGAGCAAAUCAGGCAGCACCGUAAACGAAAAUUAGAGUACGAAGAGGAAAAAAGACGGAAAGCAAAAGAGAGGGUAUGCUUAGGAAAUUUUUAUCACGGCAGUACAACGGCGUACGCGUUUUUAUGA
Molecule: messenger RNA, 780 nt
Organism: Rhopilema esculentum
Lineage: Eukaryota; Metazoa; Cnidaria; Scyphozoa; Rhizostomeae; Rhizostomatidae
Source: RefSeq, a predicted model, not a curated record